AUGAUAAGGUGGGGGGACGUGUACAAGGUGGUGGCCGCCAUGGCGCCAAUCUACUUCGCCCUGGGACUCGGGUACGGCUCCGUGCGGUGGUGGAAGCUCUUCACGCCGGACCAGUGUGACGCUGUGAACCGCCUCGUGGCCUACUUCGCGGUUCCUUUCUUCGCGCUCGACUUCGCCGCGCGCAUGGACCCAUACGCGCUCAACUACCGCGUCCUCGCCGCCGACGCGCUCUCCAAGCUCGCCGUCGCGCUGGCUCUCGCAGCCUGGGCCGCCGCGUCCACUCACUGCUGCCGCGGUGGCGGCAAGCGCGGCGGGGAACUGGCCUCAUCGUGGUGCAUCACCGGCUUCUCGCUGGCGACGCUGACCAACACGCUCGUCGUGGGCGUGCCGCUGCUGGACGCCAUGUACGGCGGGUGGGCGCGCGACCUCGUCGUGCAAAUAUCGGUGGUGCAGAUCAUCGUCUACUUCCCGCUCCUCCUGUUGGCAUUCGAGGCGAGGCGUGCCUGGGGUGGUGGCCCCGGGAAGCCGGGCGCCGAAGCGGCUUUAGCGAGCGACGGCGACGUAGAGGACGGCGGCGCGGAGGAUUCGAGGCAGCGCCAGCCGGUGUGGCCGUUGGUGAGAGCGGUGUGGCUCAAGGUGGCGCGGAAUCCCAACGUGUACGCGGGCAUGCUUGGCGUCGCGUGGUCGUGCAUCACAAACAGGUGGCACAUCGAGACGCCAAGCAUCAUCGAGGGCUCCGUGCUGAUCAUGUCCAGGACCGGGCUUGGACUCUGCAUGUUUAGCAUGGGCCAGUUCAUGGCGCUUCAGGAGAGGGUCGUCGCAUGCGGGGCCCAACUGACCGCCGUGGGCAUGGCGCUGCGGUUCCUUGUCGGCCCGGCCGCCACGGCUGCCGGAGCCGUCGCUCUGGGGCUCCAUGGAGACGUCCUGCGUGUUACCAUCAUUCAGGCUGCACUUCCUCAAGCCAUUACCACGUUCGUGUUCGCGAGGGAGUAUGGCCUACACGCUGAUGUACUCAGCACCGCGGUUAUAUUCGGGACGUUGAUGUCGCUGCCCGUGUUAAUCGUAUACUACAUCGCUCUGCCCUUCAUAGAAUAA
This is a messenger RNA of Triticum turgidum subsp. durum (durum wheat), 1095 nucleotides long. Lineage: Eukaryota; Viridiplantae; Streptophyta; Magnoliopsida; Poales; Poaceae. The record is from the annotation of a GenBank genome assembly.